Molecule: messenger RNA, 225 nt
Organism: Opisthorchis viverrini
Lineage: Eukaryota; Metazoa; Platyhelminthes; Trematoda; Opisthorchiida; Opisthorchiidae
Exons: 3
Coding region: 1-225 (74 amino acids)
Source: RefSeq, a predicted model, not a curated record
AUGGUUGUAAAUGAAAUAAUGAGACGAACGGUGGAGGGUCUCCAAAACCCUGGUGUUCAAGUAGCCUGUGAAGAAAACCUUGUCGAUCUGGAAUACGCAGACGACAUCGUUCUCAUGUUCGAAGAGGCGGAGAAGGCGCAAGUUUUCUUGGAUGAACUGACCAAAGUCAUCCCGUCCUUCGAUACCAUGGAUGAGCCACCACGAGCCCCGGACAGGAAAGAGUAG